UACGGACGUGUUGCGUCGUGCUUUCCAUCUCUGUACACGUCUUUCGCUGCUUGUGUUUUGUGUAUUAUUUCUGUGAGCACGCGUCUUGUUCUUUUCGCGCUCAACUCGCUUCUCACUACGCUUACUUAUCUUUAAAAAACCAAAAACAAAAUAAUCUGCGAAAAAAAAAAACAACAAAAUUCUCAUUCAUCUAAUAUUUGCGUUAUUUUGCCGCGUCUUGAUUUUUGCAUUGUGCACAACCUUGAAGAUUUGCGCGCUGGAAACAAACAACUUGUCAAUUUUACAAGUGCAAUAAAAUUCAAGUAUUUUUACAAUCGCCAUUUGCAAUGUGACUUUUUAAGUGUGCGUGACCCGCCCGCCAAUUGUACUUUGUUGUGUUGCCAAAAAAAUACAAAUAAUAUUAAUAACAAAAACAAAACAAAAAUUCUUACAAAAAUCUCCAAUUGAUCAAAGCGCUGCUGCCCCAAUAGAAAAAAAAGAAAGCAAAACAAAUUAAAAAUCUGCAAAGUGGGUUUUCAAGUCGAAUUUGGAUUAUUGCGAGGGAAGAGCAGCUGUUGCCAAUACCACGAAAUGGGCACUAUUGAGAAACGCUCCUUCUCCUUCCGGCUGCGUCGCUCGUUCGGCGAUGGCGGCAGCACGAACAGCCGCAACAGCAACAACAACAGCAGCACCUGCACCAAUCACAACAACCAUAACAACCAGAAGAGAUGCAGCACACCUUUAACACCGACCAGCACGAGCACCGGCCGACUGGAGGUGCCUGGUGCCUCGGUGAGCCGCCGUAGCAGCAUUUACAGGAAGCCGGACAAGAAUGAUGGGGGUCAAAUCCAUUUGAUACCCGAUGUGGAACUGCCAUUGAUGACAUUCGCCGAUCAGUACAAUAUCGAGAAGACGCUGGCCGAGGGCUGUUUUGCCAAGAUUCUGCUGUGCCGGCACAGACCCACAAACACGACCGUGGUCUUGAAGGCUGUGCACGCCGAGCUGACGACCAUUAAGGAGUUCCAGAAGGAAUUCCAUUACAACUACGAGCUAUCCCAUCAUCGUCACAUACUCAGCGCCUAUGCGGUCGCCUUUCAGACCAUGGACUACUUUGUCUUUGCCAUGGAGCAUGCCCCCUAUGGAGAUCUCGCUUCGAAUAUUGGUCCAAACGGUCUGCACGAGACGGCCUGCAAGCUGAUUGCGGAGCAGUUGAGCUCUGCUCUGGGUUUUAUGCACUCCAAGAAUCUGGUGCAUCGUGAUCUCAAGAUCGAGAAUGUGCUGGUGUUCACGCCGGACUUUGCGCGCGUAAAGCUGUGCGAUUUUGGUGCCACCACCAAGAAGGGUCUGCCCGUGCACAAGGUGAAGCAUACGUGGACCAGCUGUGUGCCGCCCGAACAGCUGGAGCUGAUCAAGAACGAGCGUUUCCAGUGCUUGCCCAUCAGCGAUUCCUGGCAGUUUGGCAUCCUCUUGUACAACAUUCUCACCGGCAAUCCGCCCUGGCAGGCCGCCGAUUGGGGCAAGGAUCAGGCCUACGCAAACUUUAUGAAAUACGAACAGCGUAAAACGACCAAGGUGCCGGACAAUUUCCGUCGAUUCUCACCACGUCUUAUGCGCUGCUUUCGCAAGUAUUUGAGUCACGAUGCUGAGGAUCGUUGCAAAAUCACCGAAGUGAACAAAUACAUGAAGGAUCGCUGGGUCGAGUGCCGCAUCUCGGCCUCCAAAUCGGCCACGUUAAUCUCACCAAAUCAGCAGUAUCAGGACUCGUGCAUCUAUCUGAAUCAGCGCGAGGGACGCCUCUCCGGCGAUGAGAACAAAUUGCGCUUCAAACGCAUGAUGUCCAGCUAUGGACUGGAUAUACCCAUAGAUCAGACCAUGGUGCGACGACGUGUCUGGGAUUGGCUAUCCACAUGUGAUGCCAACUUUGAUCCCGAGAUCGAAAGUCUUCACGCGUUGGAUAUGGCGCAGUAGCUGCCCCAAGUCUGGUCUGUUCUGGGAAUUACGAAAUUUUUCAGAGAUCUAUAAGAUAAAAAAAAUUUCGAAAAGUAAUUUCUCAUUGAAAUUAUAUUAUUGGGUACGGAAUACCCCAUAAUACUUAUAGACGAAUUUUUCUGCUAUGCACAUAUAUGUAUGUAACUACAUAAGUAGUUGAAAUUUUGUAACAAAUUAACCCCAAGAGGUACUCAGAAAGAAAUAUGUAUAUUAUGAAAUUUGUAAAUCCACUUAGAGCAAAACACGUUAAUGGACUUAACUUUCCACUAGUGUUACCUUUCUAGUCUUCCGCUACGAUGGUUUUUUAUUAA
Molecule: messenger RNA, 2279 nt
Organism: Drosophila novamexicana
Lineage: Eukaryota; Metazoa; Arthropoda; Insecta; Diptera; Drosophilidae
Gene: meng
Product: serine/threonine-protein kinase meng-po
Exons: 2
Coding region: 571-1947 (458 amino acids)
Biological process (GO): peptidyl-threonine phosphorylation; peptidyl-serine phosphorylation
Molecular function (GO): protein serine/threonine kinase activity; ATP binding
Source: RefSeq, a predicted model, not a curated record